AGCCCCUUGCCUUGUCUCUCAUACACACACUAAGGAAAAAUGGUGAAUGUAUUAUCUCGUCUCUUACUUUUUUUGAUAUCAUUGCAUUGUUUUGUGGCUUGCUUAGCUACCAAUACAAAAAACAUCACAACUGACCAAUCUGCCCUUUUAGCAUUCAAAUCACUAAUUACUUCAGACCCCUAUGAUAUGUUGUCUAAUAAUUGGUCAACAUCCUCUUCUGUAUGCACUUGGGUUGGUGUCACUUGCGAUGAGCGACACAACAGAGUCCAUAGUUUGAUUCUCCGAAACAUGAGUCUUAGAGGUACUGUUUCCCCAAACCUGGGGAAUUUGUCGUUCCUUGUUAUACUUAAUCUCUCCCGCAAUAGCUUCAGUGGUCAGUUUCCUAAAGAGAUAUAUCGGUUGCAUCGAUUGAAGGUUAUUUCUAUCACCUUUAAUGAGUUUGUUGGUGGAAUUCCUGAAGCGUUGGGGGACUUAUCACAACUUCAAAUUGUGCAUCUUGGCGCUAACAAUUUUAGCGGUUUUCUUCCCCAAUCGAUUGGUAAUCUUCGCCAGUUAAAAAGUUUUGAUAUUAGUCGAAACAUGUUGUUUGGACCCAUACCUCAAACAAUUUCAAACAUGUCUUCACUUGAAUAUCUUGGUUUACAUCUUAACUACUUUUCAGGUGAAAUUCCAAAAGGGAUAUUGGGUGAUCUUACACGGCUAAAAUCAUUGGCCCUUACGGAUAACCAGCUUUCAGGUAAGAUUUUUUCAUUGGCAACAUUGUCUGUUUAUUAUACUGGUUUCUCUAUAGUAGUAUAUGUUUAA
Messenger RNA from Medicago truncatula (barrel medic), 804 nucleotides. RefSeq names its product LRR receptor-like serine/threonine-protein kinase EFR. The transcript is spliced from 2 exons. The coding region runs from base 40 to 804 and encodes 254 amino acids. The record is from RefSeq and is a predicted model, not a curated record. Lineage: Eukaryota; Viridiplantae; Streptophyta; Magnoliopsida; Fabales; Fabaceae.